AAUGCUAAUUGGACUCGGAAGUCGUGGAAACGACAACAAGUCCCGGUUCAGACGAUUCAUUGAACACCUACGUGCAAGUGAACUAGAUGGAAUCAAACUUGCUUAGCGCAAACUAUGAUGCCCCGUAGGGAAGGAACCUACACGCAAACAUACAAAGGAAACAAACAUAGCACUAAAUAAUGCAGAUCACCAUCCAAAUUAAUUACCACGAAGCUGCGUGAACUUGUGAAGAUCUCCCGUAAUAUGCAGAUCAUCAGCAGCGCGUCACGAUGAACUCCAAAAGCCACGACGGCGAUGUGGUUCUGGGGCGAGCGACCUUGCGCACCGUCGAGGUCACGGAACAGCGGCACACAGCUUGGCGACGGGAUAAGCAGCAGGGCGGGGUCGUCGACCGGCAACGGACAUGGCAGGUUCGAGACGGCACCGUGCACGACAAGAUUAACGGCGAUUUAACGGUCUAGGGCAUGAAACAGCAGGGCGACGGUCAGGCCGAGCCAGUCGAGCACCGGCGAGACUUUGUGGGUACAGAUCGACGCUCGCAACGGAGUUCGCACGCACGCAGAGAGGAACCUUGGCUGGGCGCGCACACAAGGGAGCUUCGCAAGCUUGAGGGGCACAACACCAUGGCGAGCUGGAGCUGGACAGAGCGCGGACGGGCGGGAUUCGAGCGGAGGCCAGAGAUGCGCGCGCACGGAAGCUGGAGGGCGAGCAGGAAGGAUCUUGGGGAGGAAACCGCGGCCAAGGAGAGGCGGCCGAGCUGAAGGAGCGGCGCGCCGAGGACCGGGACCAGGGGCGCUGACGGCGGAACUCCGGCUGGGCGC
Zea mays is the source of this 821-nucleotide messenger RNA. RefSeq lists its product as uncharacterized. NCBI's taxonomy places the organism in Eukaryota, Viridiplantae, Streptophyta, Magnoliopsida, Poales, Poaceae. The coding region runs from base 465 to 761 and encodes 98 amino acids. The transcript has a single exon. The record is from RefSeq and is marked predicted.